Priceomyces carsonii is the source of this 1332-nucleotide messenger RNA. It is a transcript of the gene SWD1, whose product is annotated as COMPASS subunit protein. Gene Ontology annotation, molecular function: protein binding. The transcript has a single exon. Gene Ontology annotation, cellular component: Set1C/COMPASS complex. The record is from RefSeq and is a predicted model, not a curated record. NCBI's taxonomy places the organism in Eukaryota, Fungi, Ascomycota, Pichiomycetes, Serinales, Debaryomycetaceae. Bases 1 to 1332 code for a protein of 443 amino acids.
AUGAAUUUAUCGCUACAGGAUCCCUUUGCAGUAGCUAAGGAAUAUCCUGAUACCUUGACGAAUACUCUACAAUAUGGACAUUCAGUUGUGAUUCAGUUUAAUCAAAAAGGAGACUAUUUGGCAUCUGGUUUGAGUGAUGGUUCAAUUAUUAUAUAUGAUUUAGCUACGAAUGGAGGAGUAAUAGCACAUUUGUACAAGGGCGGUCAUAUAAGACCCGUGACAUCACUUGGAUGGUCCAAAUGUGGUCGUUACUUAUUAUCUUCAUCACAAGACUGGACAUGCAAAUUAUGGGAUUUGAGUAAAGUAAAUCACGACCAGGAUUCAGCAGUUAUUCGAAAUGUGAGAUUUGAUGGGCCAAUAUGGAUGGCUUCGAUUCAUCCAACUGAUACCUUCAAGUUUACUGCUUCGUUGUUUGAUGAUUUGCCUGUAUUUGUCGAUAUGACGAACGAGAGCGAUAUCAAGGUCACUAGGAUGACAACAGCACCGAAAGUGGCCCAUAGAGAACCAAAUGGAGAUGCUGUUGAAGACGAAGAGGAGAGUACUAGAAAGAAACGUAAGAAAGAUAAGCAUAUGACAUUGGUCUGUAUUUUUACACCUAAUGAUGGCACAUAUAUUUUUUCUGGUACCAAUCAAGGAUGGAUAAAUAUAUUCUUGACUGACACCUUAGAACUCAUUCAUUCAAUCAAAAUAUGUAAUUCAAACAUUAAAAAUCUAGUGAUUUCUUCCAAUGGACGGAAGUUGGCAGUCAAUUCCUCCGACAGAAUUAUUCGCCAGAUUAAUUUACCAGAUCUUAUCAAUAUAGAAACACCUGAGCAAUGGGAUUUUGAAGUUGAACACAAAUAUCAAGAUGUUGUUAAUAGGUUACAGUGGAACUCUGUAUCAUUUAAUCAUAAUGCUGAAUUCUUGAUUGCCUCUACCUUUGGUCAAUCCUCUCAUGAUCUUUAUAUGUGGGAAACUUCACUAGGAUCACUCAUAAAAAUCUUAGAGGGAAGUAAUGAGGAAUUAGUUGAUGUGAAAUGGAAUUAUCCUAGAUGUACUAUAGGAUCAGUGGGCCUUGACUCCGGUACAAUAUACCUUUGGCUGGUACAAUUCCCUCCUAAGUGGAGCGCUCUAGCUCCAGAUUUCGUUGAAAUUGAGGAAAACAUAGAGUACGAGGAGAAGGAGGAUGAGUUCGACGUUAUUGAUGAAUAUGACCUAAACAAAAAAAGACUAGAAGUCGAGGAUUUGCUGGUUGAUGUCGUAACCAGAGAACCUGUCGAUGCGAGAGGUUUUGAAAUCACCCUGGAGUCUUUCGUGAUUCCAAUCAAUUACGAAGUUUCAUUUUUUGAAUGA